AUAAAACUACAAAAGGGAAAGAUCAGAGAUCUCAUUGUUAAGCAGUGAUGAUUUGCAGACCGAGCUCUGUGCAGCUGAACCAGCAGAAUCCAGUCCAGCCCUCCCAUCAGCUUCAGCAUGGCUUGCUUCAUUAAAGACACACACAAGCAGAUGAGAAAACUGACCCCUGCCAUACGUCAAGCAUUAGACUAACUAUAAUAAAUUCUUUAUUUAAUGACAAUAUUCCUUUUAAAACCCUCAUCUUACCAUACACACUAUAGUUUGGGGAGGGGGAAAAACGGUCUUGUGACUUGAGAAAGGGUUGGUGAAAUGUUGUCAGAAGACUAUAGCUCGAGACUUUAAACAUCUGCAUAAAUAUUACAAAAAACGUGUUUUACAUUUUAAGAUUCUUGUUAAAAACGUGUUUUACACCCUUUUCCCUAGAGUACGUACGUUUUUUUUAAAUAAUUAUCACUUUAUAAUUGCAAAUGCAACUGAAAGGUCCGCCUGUUAUUCAUUGUUAAUGCCGUUCAAUUUUGAAUCUUUAAGGAAAGUUGCAUUUUGAGUGGCGCACGCGAGAUGUAAUGCUACUGCUAACCAGAUCAAACUGGCCGUGUGACGCUGAACUUUACACUCUAAUUGUCAUCGGCUGACGGCGUCAGGAGAUUGGUGCUGCUCGUCGGGCUCCGCAAAAACAACUCCAAAUAUGUUCAAAGGAAGACUUAACGGAGAAAAACACUCCAGUAAGGUAUGUCUAUUUGACACUGGGAGGAUUCAUCUUUGCUAUUCUAACAAUGGGUUCAUACAGCUUAUUGCUGUUCUUCAGUGCCGUCCUUCUCCUGCUGCUGAUAUAUUGUCUACACCCAACGCAUAUUCAUCAGUGGACACUGGGACUGCAGAUGUGUUGGCAAACUGUCUGGCACUUGUACCUCCAGUACCAGUUAUACUGGCUUCAAGAGACACCAGACUCCAGGCUAUUACUGGCCAUAUCUGCUCUAAUGUUGAUGACACAGAGGGUUUCUUCUCUAUCUCUUGAUCUGCAGGAGGGAACAAUCACUAGUUCUUUUCAAAACAGCAGUCAAGAUCUGUCUAUCCUUAUACCAUUUCUAAGCUACUCGCUUAAUUUUCCUGCACUUCUUGGAGGGCCACUUUGCAGUUUUAACACUUUUGUGCAGUCUGUUAGGCAAAUGAGUGUGACUCCACCUUUGGCUCCAUAUUUAAGGAGACUUACUUCACAGAUAUUGCAAGUUAUAAUUUUGGUGUGGAUUAAAUAUCCUCUCAAGGAGCUCUUAAAAUCAAUCACAUUUAGAGUAAACAGCCCUUGCGUUUGUCAAAACAUAAUAUGGAUCUGGAUCCUGUCGCUGCUACUUAAGAUGAACUAUUAUGCACACUGGAAGGUCAGUGAAUGUGUUAACAAUGCUGCAGGCAUAGGUUUCCAUGGGUACAGUCACAGUGGAAAAAAAUCAUGGGAUGGGUUUUCUGAUGGCAGUCCAUGGGUGACUGAAGCAUUGAGUCGUCCUUCAGCGUUUGCACGCCAGUGGAACAGAACCACGGCAGUGUGGCUUCGAAGAAUGGUCUUCAAAAGAUCCAACAGAUCUCCACUGUUUAUGACCUUUUUGUUUUCAGCGUGGUGGCAUGGCCUUCAUCCAGGUCAGAUUCUGGGUUUUAUCAUCUGGGCUGUCACCGUGCAAGGGGACUAUAAAAUACAUCACUUCUUGCAUCCAAAACUUACCUCCAAGUGGAGGAAAUGGCUGUAUGUGUGUUUAAACUGGGCUUUUACUCAACUGACCAUUUCAUGUGUUGUUGUCUGUGUGGAGCUCCAGAGCUUGGAGUCAGUGAAACUGCUCUGGUGUUCAUAUAUCGCUGUGCUUCCACUACUCAGUGUUUUAAUAAUUAUAAUCCUGUGAGAAAUUCACAGAAGCAGCGUAAAUUAUGUAAUACAAAUAUGUCAUCAAAUAUCUAAUUAAAUAUAGUAAACAUGAAAGCUUAACCAAGCUUGCAUGAUUAGCAAGAAUAUUUGAGCUUAUACCAUAUAUUUAAUGUGCUCUGUGUGCAUCAGUCUGUAUGUCUAUAUAUAAAU
Molecule: messenger RNA, 2059 nt
Organism: Carassius carassius (crucian carp)
Lineage: Eukaryota; Metazoa; Chordata; Actinopteri; Cypriniformes; Cyprinidae
Gene: mboat4
Product: membrane bound O-acyltransferase domain containing 4
Exons: 3
Coding region: 774-1886 (370 amino acids)
Biological process (GO): lipid modification; peptidyl-serine octanoylation
Cellular component (GO): endoplasmic reticulum membrane
Molecular function (GO): serine O-acyltransferase activity
Source: RefSeq, a predicted model, not a curated record